Messenger RNA from Colletotrichum godetiae, 1416 nucleotides. RefSeq lists its product as uncharacterized. The coding region runs from base 1 to 1416 and encodes 471 amino acids. The record is from RefSeq and is a predicted model, not a curated record. NCBI's taxonomy places the organism in Eukaryota, Fungi, Ascomycota, Sordariomycetes, Glomerellales, Glomerellaceae. The transcript is spliced from 5 exons.
AUGCCGGUCUUUCUGGAAACGCAGCAGCCCGUCAAGUUGCUGCUGCAGCUGGCCGUGCAGUCGACGCAGAGGAAAUCAAAAGCCUGGCCUUGCAUUCCAUCCCAAGUUACAGUUGUUGCCCGCCUCUCUUCGACCUCCACUCACCCGCCUUUUCCACCUUUGCCGUCUCCCGCCCACCUCCCACAACCUGCCACAACCUGCCACAACCCCCCCAAGCACGUUCCUGGCCUGGAACUCGAGCUUGACGUGUAUUGCCCUGAGACCCCAAACCGCGUGCGUGUACCUUUCAGAAUCAGACGCAAGGCAAGCACCGGUCAAUCAACGGACUUUCAACCAUUGGCAACAAGAGGGGUGCUCAGGUGGAGGGGAAUUCCUCAAGCCCGCGCCAUUACGCGUUUCGCCCCUCAUCAACCAUCCCACCCGUCCAACCCGUCCAACCCCAUCACAGUUACGAGAUGGACGUCCGUCGACAAGACUCGAUCAGCCACCACUGCCACUGCCAACUACCCACCAGGAUCGACGCCCGGGCAUUACCUAUUCACUAUUGAAGACGGCCACACAGCUUCGACUACCUUACCUAUCAUGCGAGGUCGCUACCAGAUGGGCACGACGGGCUUUGCGUCAUUCCCAUUCCGCCGCUUUGUUUCUCUGGCUUUAAGUCGAUGCUACUUCAGACUCCAGCCUUCGCCAUACACUACACGCGGCUCUCUUUCCCACUGGCAGUCAAUCAUGAUUGACCUUUCCGAUCCCGAACGAACAUUUCCUCGGGCAGUAUUGUGGUUUGUCUGUCUCGCGGGAGCGGGACUGCGUUGCGACUCAUGGGACUUCUGGCACAACGCCUCAAACACAGUCAGACAGCAUCUUUCAUCUGAUACUCGAUCCUCAGAUGCCAUGAUUACCGAACAGCAUCUCGACAAUGGACCCCUAAGGCCGAGACACACAAUCACUUGGAUUGGACGCCUGAGGACAGCGAGGAUCAUGCCCGUCCCACCGCCUCUUCCUCCCCAGUGCUCCACGUUGUCAAUUUUUGCCCAGCCCGGCUUUGGGUCCUUGGGGUGCACACAUGACGCGGAUCGAUGGCUUACGGUACGCGCACAACAGAUACGUGGACGUUUGUACGAAGUACGGAUACUCGACGGGAUCAAGUUGCCUCCACAAGGCCGUGAAGGCCUAUCCGCUCACUCUGCUACGACCCAUGCCCAGUUCCACAACACUACAUACCAGCCUGUAACUCGAAUUCGAUUCGCCUGCACUGAGCCUUACUAUCAAUGGUCAAGGGACCCCAAUCGGAUCCGUCAACUUCAAUCAAGUCCCUGGGGAACUUUGCUGUUGCCGUAUGAUGGUUGUGUCUCUCUCCGGGAUUCUCUGGUAUUUCCCGCCUCCCCGCAUCCAAAAACGUUGCGCCGGUCUUCGUAG